AUGAGCUCGCACCACCCGCCGGCGAAGGACGAAAACCCAUUCGGAUACACCUUCAACACCGAUGACAUCGACCAUGCCGCCGCCGAGGAGAACGUCACCGCCGCCGGCCCGCCCUUGCUGAGCGAGGACCAAUGCUCUCACCUGCAGAGCUUCUUCGACCAUGGGCCCUUCAACACCUUCACAAACAACUUCACCUUCAGCGACGCCGACCUGCACGCUUCCAAUGACCUCGCGCACGCCUUCAACUAUGACAUCUUUGCCGAGCCGCCCCCCAACUUCCACGGCACCAUCAACGACGCCACCCAGCCCAGCAGCAUAUUUGGCGGCCUGGACCGGCCCAUGGCCGCAGCCUACGCCGUGCCAUCCCACAACGAUGCGAGAGGAGGAGCUUCCGAUGAAGUCAUUGGCGCUGCGAAUGCUCUCCUCUCCGGCGCGCAGCCGCAGGGUGAUCCCACGUAUGCUGAGAAGGAAUGGGGCAACUACAUGGGCCUGCCGAGCCCUCCGGCAUCCGCGGCUUUUACCUCUGCAUCAGACCAACGCAACUUGACCGCACUGGCGACCGCCAAUCAUGACACCAAGGCCGCAGCCCCGAGCUUCUUUGAUCCGCACACCUUUGCGAGCCUGGGGGCGUCUUCCUCGGGCGCUUCGCGGCCACAGCCCGAUGCCAACUUUGGAACCGACACGUCCUUCAGCGGGGGCGUGUACACGGCUCCAUCAAAGACCGACACCGAGGGGACCGCUUGGGGCCGCAUGUUACAAGACAUGCGGGGGGGACUGCGUCUGUCGGAGAGUGGUCCGAAUACUCGCCCGCCUACACAACCGAGCAGCCCAACACUAUCAACGCGGCCUUCGUUUGACUUCGCAACAUACGGCCAGGGCGCUCACCAAGUGAAACAGCAGCCGAGUAGCCCAAAGCAUACCAUCUACUCCCUUGGAAUCAUUCCAAUUGAACCAACACCCGCCGCGUCUGAUGACGAGUCCGCAUCAGACGGCGACAUCAGUCCUGGCGGUAGACCCGUCAAACGACGCCGCACCAUCAACGAGAGGGGGCUCCCAGCCCGCCCAAAGUUGAGCGAAGUUUCACUUCCUUCAGCUUCGUCGCAGCGGUCGUCCUCGUUCAGCGGGGCUGCACGCCCGCGAAAGCAGAGGGAUUCCACUGUCGACACCCCAGCGAAGAAGCGAGCUGCUUCCAAGCAGCCUCGAGAGAAUCUGACCGAGGAACAGAAGCGCAGCAAUCACAUCCAGAGCGAACAAAAACGGCGUAACCUCAUCAAGCAGGGUUUUGAUGAAAUGAACGAGCUUGUUCCUGCCCUGAGGGCUGGCGGCUUCAGCAAGAGCAGCACUCUCCUGGAAGGCGCAAAGUUCCUCGAAGACCUCAUCGUUGGUAAUCAAAUCCUGCGACGGGCGCUUGGAGAGGUUUGA
This is a messenger RNA of Diplodia corticola, 1422 nucleotides long. Its product is annotated as hlh transcription factor. The record is from RefSeq and is a predicted model, not a curated record. The transcript has 2 exons. Lineage: Eukaryota; Fungi; Ascomycota; Dothideomycetes; Botryosphaeriales; Botryosphaeriaceae. Gene Ontology annotation, biological process: regulation of transcription by RNA polymerase II. Bases 1 to 1422 code for a protein of 473 amino acids. Gene Ontology annotation, molecular function: protein dimerization activity; DNA-binding transcription factor activity, RNA polymerase II-specific; RNA polymerase II cis-regulatory region sequence-specific DNA binding.